GAUGAUGCAAGGGUAACAAAUAAAACUAUAAAAACUCUCUGCAACUGUCUUCCUCUCUCCUCUGUUCCUCUCUCUCUCUCUCUCUCUCGAGCUCACCACCUUCGCUUACACGACUUGCUCUUCUCUCUCUGCAACAAGUAGAAACUUUUUUAGGGUUUCACGAACUCCCUUGUGCACUCUACAGCUUAUCAAACCAUAUUCGCCUCGAAACUUCUGUCUUCGUGUGUUCCGCAACGCUCCCCGUUUUCCCCCCUUUCCUCUGUGACCGUGCUGGCAUGGUUCCUUCAUUUGUUUGCUUCGCCGGUGUCGCCCAUGAGCAUUGGUUCUAGGGUUUGCGCAUGCGAUUUUUUGUGUUUGUCUGCGCCCUCCAUGUGCUCGAUUCGGGGCUUGUCGUCUACUGGUCUAGAAUUUGAAGAUUGUUCUUGUAAAUUCUAGGGUUCAAAGGUCGAAAACUUAAUCAGGGAGUGGUGGCACGGGGCGUGUGAGCUGGGAUGAAUAGUGUCUUCAGUGAACAGAUACUGGCAGAUAAGCUUUCAAAGCUCAACAGCACCCAGCAGUGUAUCGAAACAUUGUCCCAUUGGUGCAUUUUUCACCGGAGCAAAGCAGAACUGGUUGUUACAACAUGGGAUAAACAGUUCCACAGUUCACAGAUGGCCCAGAAAGUUCCCCUUUUGUACCUUGCAAAUGACAUCCUACAGAACAGCAAACGUAAAGGGAAUGAAUUUGUUAGUGAGUUUUGGAAAGUUCUUCCUGCAGCACUUAAAGAUGUUGUUGAGAAAGGCGAUGACAGCGGAAAGAGUGUGGUCUCCAGAUUGGUUAAUAUAUGGGAAGAAAGGAGAGUAUUUGGAUCUCGUGAGGCGAGCCUCAAAGACAUAAUGCUUGGAGAAGAAUUGCCUCCGCCGCUGGAGUUCAACAACAAAAAGCGUUCACGUUCUUCUGUGAGAAUUGUGAAAAGGGAUUCCCGUUCCAUAAGAACGAAAUUGUCAAUUGGAGGAACAGCAGAGAAAAUAGUUUCGGCAUUUCACUUGGUGCUUAGCGAACAGCCCAGUGAAGAUGCAGAGAUGAGUAAAUGCAAGUCGGCAGUCCAUCGUGUGAGGAAGAUGGAAAAAGAUGUUGAUGUUGCCUGUGCUAAUGCAAAGGAUCCAAAUCGAAAAAAUUUGGCCAAAGAGCUGGAGGAGGAAGAAAAUGUUCUGAAGCAGUGUAUUGAGAAACUUAAAUUAGUCGAAGCAAAUAGAAUAGCCCUUGUAGCUCAGUUAAGAGAAGCUCUACAUGAACAGGAAUCUGAAUUGGAGAAUGUCCGCACACAAAUGCAGGUGGCUGAGGCACAAGUGGAGGAAGCUGGCAACAUGCGCAACUGGCUGAAUGAUGAAAAUUAUGUUGCGGUUUCUAAACCUUCCACAACCACUGCUCCACCAACAAAUGCAAAUGCAAAUGCAAGAGUACAAGCACAGAAGAGGACAGCUGCAUCCAUUGCAGCUGAGGUUGCAGACAAGCUUGCAGCUUCUAGUUCCUCUCGGUUAAUCAUGACUUCUGUUCUCUCGACAUUUGCAGCUGAAGAAGCCAAGAAUGCUGGUUUGACGAAGUCCUCUGCUGCUGCAAACUCUUUCACAACAACGAUGCCUGUGAGCAAUUCAAUGUCAAAACCUGAAAAAAUAAAGCAAAUUCCAGAUUCCAAUGCUUUUAUACCAUCACAGCCUCUCCCUGUGCCAAACCAUCCAUAUCAAGCCGUUUUGGUAUCCCAACCAACAAUGCCCAGCCAGGCUCCGGCUGCUCAAGCUCAAUACCAUUUACUGCCAAACCCAUCGUCUCAGCAGUAUAUGCAACCCACAGGAGGAAUCAUGAACCCAUAUGGUUAUGGUAGCAUUCCGCCCUUGCCACCAGGGCCGCCACCCCCAGCCCAAAUGGUGAGUCCUAUUGUGCCUUUAACUCAGCAGUCCCUGCAAAUGGUGGGUCAGCAGCAACCUAUUCCUUUGGCCCAGCAGCCCGUAGCAUUGACACAGUCACAACCAGUAAUGUUAACUCAGCAGCCGCCACCAGCAGCUCCUAGUUUCCGGCCGCUGCAGCCUCCUUCAGCAGUGUACUAUAGUCACCCGCAAUGAUGGAAAUUCUGAGUUGGCAGGCAAUUCUGACAAUGUGACCUUGUUCUUUGGCAGAAGCAUUUUUCGAGGGAAUUUCUUAAUUUUGUUUGUGCAAUAUGCCUUUGUUAAAAUACAACACAUCGAUAUUCUGACAAUAAUCUGCACCCGAGGAGCAACCUAAGACGCAGGUGAAGGAUAUCGAUUGUCUUUUUCAUCCAGUUAGAAAUAUGAGCGAAAGAAUACUGUUUUGUAGGCCUCUAUUGUGGUGCAGUCAUGUUCCCCGACCUUACUCUGCCCUUGUCAAGUAUACCCUUGAAAUCAUGGUUUUCGGACUAUGCACAAGCUUUGUAUGUGCAUGCUACAUGGGAGGAAAAGGCGUUGCCUUCAUUGGUUGAUCUACGAGCAUCUCGGCUGCUAGGUGUUGAUCUCCUGGCUUUUGAAAUCCAGUCAGCUUGUCAUCUCCGCUCAACUCUGGAACCAAAUGGUAUUAAUUUCUUUGUUUCAGUGCCACAGGUUCCAUUGUAUUUUGCAAGUCUCUACUUGGGGCAAUAAUUUCUGCCAAGUUAAAUCGUAUUAUCUUAGCAUGGUGAGCCAAAGCCAGGUUUGAGACGCAAAGCAACCCCUUAAAUUGGGGUUAUAGUGAAGUUAACCCUUCA
Molecule: messenger RNA, 2734 nt
Organism: Malania oleifera
Lineage: Eukaryota; Viridiplantae; Streptophyta; Magnoliopsida; Santalales; Ximeniaceae
Exons: 8
Coding region: 492-2099 (535 amino acids)
Biological process (GO): mRNA 3'-end processing
Cellular component (GO): RNA polymerase II, holoenzyme
Molecular function (GO): RNA polymerase II complex binding
Source: RefSeq, a predicted model, not a curated record